CUCCCGCCCCCCCAGCGCCCCGGGGCUGAGCGCCGGGCCACCACCCCGGGGACAAGGCUGUGUGGGGACGCGGCCGUCGCUGCCGGUAGGACCCGGGGACCCGCCGAGCGUCACCGCUGUCACCGCCGCCACCGAGUGUCGGGCGCGGCGGGAGGACGGGGCCGGGCGGGGGGCGGCAGCGGGGGCAAGCGGACCCGGUGCCCAUGUGCCCGCGGAACCGGCAGGGCCAUGAGGCGACGGUGACAAUGACGGGAGGUGGCGAGGGGAUUCUCCGGCCUUGGAAACCCGACCCGGGGCAAGCGGAUGGGGGGCGGCCGCCCUCGGUCCCGGCGCUGCCCUUGCCGGUGACGGUGCUGGCCUGGUUGGGCAGCGGUACCGCCAUGGCCGGACUCAACAAAUGGAUCUUCGCCGCCCACGGCUUCCGCUACCCGCUGCUGCUUUCCGCCCUCCACAUGCUGUCGGGGGUGGCCGUGGGUUACCCCCUGGGCUGGGCGAGGACCCCCCCGGCCCCCCGCCCCACCGCCCGCAUCUACCUGCUCAGCCUCACCUUCUGCACCAGCGUGGCCUUGGGCAACCUGGGCUUGAGCUCGGUGCAGCUGGACGUGGCCCAGGCGGUGGCCGCCACCACCCCGCUGGUCACCUUGGUGUUGUCGGGGGUGCUGGUGGGGCGGCGACAUCACCCCCUGCAGUACUUGGCCAUGGGGCCCCUCUGCGCCGGGGCCGCCUGCAGUGUCGCCGGGGGGCUGCGGUGCCACCAGCCCGGCUGCACCUUCCUCCUGGCAGCCACCGUCCUCCGAGCUCUCAAGUCCAUACAGCAGAGUCUGCUGCUGCAAGAGGCUCAUCUGGACGCCCGUUCCCUGCUGGCCCUGACCUCCCUCCCCAGUUUCUGCCUCCUCUUCGGGGCUGCCCUGGCACUGGAGCUGGGUCCCUCCUGGCAGGGGGUCCUGGGCUACGACUUCACCCUCUGGGUCUGCGUCCUCCUGAGCUGCUUGGCCUCCGUCCUCUACAACCUGGCCACCUUCUGUGUCCUCUCCCUCACCUCUGCCCUCACCGUCCACGUCCUGGGCAACCUCACCAUGGUGGGCAACCUCCUGCUCUCCCGGCUGCUCUUCGGCACCAGCCUGAGUGGGCUCAGCUACCUGGGCAUCGGGCUGGCACUGGCUGGCACCUUCCUCUACCACCAGCCCGGAUUGGUGGCAGCUGGGUGGGCUGCACGGCCAGGACGGGGUGGCCCCGGCAGGACAUAGGGGACACUGGGAUGGGGACCCCCUGGGAAGGACCCAUGGAGAUGUGGAACCCUCCCCACCCAGGAUGGAGUGAGGUUCAUCAGGACUGGGACAUCGCCCCAACCCCCCCAGGAGGGAGCAGGGUGCCAUGGGGAUGGGGGCCUCCUGGGAGGAAGUAGGGUCCACUGGGACAGGGACCCCUCCAGGAGGGAGUUAGGGUCCCACAGGGGCCUCCUGGCAGGGUGUAAGGUCUCACUGGGACAGGGAAUCCCUGGGAGGAAGCAGGGUGCCAUGGGCAGACCCUAAGAGGGUGUAGGGUGUCACUGGAAUGGGGACCCUCCAACAAGCCAUAGGGUGCCAGAGGGGUGGAGACCCCCAAACAGAGAGUAGGACUCCCCAGAGAUGGGGGCAGAGGGGAGUGGGGCUGUGAGGAGUUGUGUGAGGGGCUGUGUGCACACAGGUGUUGGCGUGCACAGAACAGUGCACGUGGAUGUGCUGGUGUGCAUGGGCUUGUGCACCAGUGUGCACAGCUCUGUGCAUGUGUGUGCUGCUGUGUCUGUUUGCACAGCUCUGUGCACACGCGUGUUGGUGUGUGAAGGCUCUGCGUGUGCAAGGGGGUCUGUGUGCAUAGAUCUGCCUGCACGUGGGCCCUGCAAGUGUGGCUCUGUGUGCAUAUGUGUGUUGGCAUGUAAAGGCUCUAUGUGUGCAAGGAGGUCACCUGCAUGUGGGCACGUGUGUGUUGUACACAUGUGUAUAAGCACAUCUGUGUGCACAGCUCUGCUUCAGUGCACAGGUUGUACACGUGCAAGUGUGUUGCUGUGUGUGCAAAGCCUUACAUGCAGCUGUGCCCGUGGCCUGCUGUGCACAGACUCGUGUCUUGUGCACAGGCUCUGUGUGUGCGAGCAGAGCUUGUGUGUGGGCAGGGCUGUGCUGCUGUGUGCUUGUGCAGAGCCUUGUGUGCAGGUGUGCACAGGUGUGUUGGUGUGCACGGGUGUGUUGGUGUGCACAUGUGCACAUGUUCUGUGCGUGGCCAAACCCCUCCAUGUAUGCACAGCUCUGUGCAGGCUGACAGGCACUGGUGUGCACACUCUGUGUGUGCCAGUGGGGACCUCCAUGUGCCUGCACCAUCCUUGCACACGUGUCCUGGCUCUGCACGAGUGUCUCUGUGUGCACACACAGGCUGCAGAUGCUCAGGGAUGUGGCUGUGGUAUCCAUGCAUCCAGGGCCAUCCUGCCUGUGGAAUCCUGCCUGUAGUGUGUGUGUGUGCAUGUGUGAAUGUGUGUGUGUGUCUGUGUGCAGAUGUGUGUGCAUCACUCCUGAGCUCUCUUGGCUGGCGUGACCCCAGGGCCGUGUGUCUGCACAGUUCUUGUGGCCAAACAAGAUGCCCAGGGAAGGGGUGGGUGUCAGUCCCUUCUGUCCCCAACCUGCCCACGUUGUGCUGAUCCCAUGGGACUGCUGGCAGUGCCAUCACCCCUACUGGGCCCUCCUGGCCACCACCACCUCUCCAGCUCCAGACCCAUCCAUCCCACCUCCCCAUGGCCACAGCAGGCAGGAGCAGGCAAAGACAGCGAGACCGCCGCCAAGGGGAUGGGGACAGCUCAGACCCAACCCCCAGCACCCUGGGACAGUGUUGGGCUGUGGUGUGGCAUAUGGCAAAGGGACAUCCCAGUGUGCCACCAUCCAUGCCACCAGCACACUCCUGUUGGUGUACAGCAGCUCCACGCUGCUGCCAUGCUCACCCUCUCCGUGCCAGGCCCGAAGGACCCAGCUCUGAUUGCACUUGUCCCAAAAUAAAGCUCUAUUUUUGUCAUACUC
Calypte anna (Anna's hummingbird) is the source of this 3041-nucleotide messenger RNA. RefSeq names its product solute carrier family 35 member E4 (gene SLC35E4). Bases 204 to 1247 code for a protein of 347 amino acids. Gene Ontology annotation, molecular function: antiporter activity. The transcript has 2 exons. The record is from RefSeq and is a predicted model, not a curated record. NCBI's taxonomy places the organism in Eukaryota, Metazoa, Chordata, Aves, Apodiformes, Trochilidae. Gene Ontology annotation, cellular component: Golgi apparatus.